CGCUCGCGAAUGGCAGGGCCGUAUUUACCCUCGUUGCCGGGGGAUCUGCUCACCGAGUACAUGUUCGGCAGAAGGAGGCAGCGGAGGAACAGGACGACGUUCAGUCCGCAGCAGCUGCAGGAGUUGGAGGCGCUCUUCCAGAAGACCCACUAUCCGGACGUGUUUCUGCGAGAGGAGGUCGCUUUGAGGAUCAGUUUAUCCGAAGCUCGAGUCCAGGUUUGGUUUCAAAAUAGAAGGGCGAAAUGGAGGAAACAAGCUAGGUUGCAGCUACUGCAAGAUGCCUGGAGGAUGCGGUGCUUAGGUAUUACUUCACCACAGCUAAUAUUAACAGGAAGGCCGCCCGGUCCGCCGCUGUCAGCGAACCCCCAGGACCUGGGGGACGCUCCGGCGGACUACCCGCCGUCGGCCGUCAAUCCGGCCGUGCAACUAUCGUGCAACUGCUCGCCCGGCGCGGAGAACCGGAGCCCAAGGAGCUUCCGCAGCUCGCCGAGCCCGUCGUCGCAGCUCUCGCCCGGCGGCCCGGACGAUCUGUCUUUGGCCAAAAGGACGCCCGUCGACGACGGCUCAGACGCCACUAAAUGCCUGACGUCGAACGAGCACCAUCGGCGAGCGCCCGCCGGAAUAAUCCAGUAAAUAUCUCACCGUUUUUUCGAUUUUUUUUUGUUUAUUGAAUUAUUUCAAAUAUUUAUUAAUCGAAAUUGUGAUGGAAGAAUACAUAAUGUAGAUAAAAUAUUGACUUAUCCAAUUUUUUUGCCGCUCAUUUAUUGUUUAUAAAAAUUGCUGUGCUUGUGUAUUGUGUACGGAUUAAAU
Messenger RNA from Phyllotreta striolata, 810 nucleotides. The record is from the annotation of a GenBank genome assembly. Lineage: Eukaryota; Metazoa; Arthropoda; Insecta; Coleoptera; Chrysomelidae.